CCGUUUUCAUGGUGGUGCGCUGACAAAUUUUAAAAAAGUUGUAAAAAAAUGUUUUUAAAAGGAUAUAGGUUUGAAUGUGAAUAAAUUUUUUAAAAUAAUGUUACUCAUGACUAGUUGUAUUUUUCCUUUAUAGGGCUAUUUAUUUCAGAAAACCUAAAAAAACUAGAAAGCUUUAUGAACAAACUUGCAUCGAAACUUAAAAUUCAUAUCAAUAUGUUGAAGCUCAUUAGGUUUUUUCAAAAAAAUGAUGGAAAGUUAAAAAGUUUUUAUCGACCGCUUUCUGUGCUACCACAUGCUGUUUCUGUUCUUAAUGGAAAAUUUGAAUCUUUAUCUGAAAAUGUAAAAGAUUUUGUUAAUAAAAAAGUUGAUCUAUGCCAACCUGAUAGUUUAUUUAUUUGUAAUGGGUCUCAAGAGGAAAAGAAUCAUCUUACUGAUUUACUUGUAAAAGCUGGAAGUGCAAAAAAACUUCAUAAACUAGAUAACUGUUAUGCAAUCAAUACAAAUCCUGCAGAUGUUGCACGAGUAGAAUCAAAGACUCUUGUUUGUACUAUUGAUAAAAGUUCUGCCAUUCCAAACAUUAAAGACGGAGUUCCAGGACAACUUGGCUAUUGGGCAGAUAUUAGUGAAACAGAUGCAAAGCUAGAAAAAAUGUUUUCUGGUUGCAUGAAAGGUAGAACAAUGUACCUCAUUCCGUUUAGUAUGGGUCCAGUUGGAUCACCUUUUUCUAAAGUUGGGAUUCAGCUUACUGAUUCUGUUUAUGUUGCUAUUUCUAUGCACAUAAUGACUCGUAUGGGGCAGCAAGUGUUGGACUAUUUAAAUGAUGGACAUUUUGUUAAAUGUUUACAUUCUGUUGGUAAACCACUUCCAUCAGACAUCGAUCCUUACAACUGGCCUUGUAAUCCUGAAAAAACAUUGAUAACUCAUUUUCCUGAUCGCCAUGAAAUUAUAUCAUUUGGAUCUGGUUAUGGUGGUAAUUCUCUUCUUGGAAAAAAAUGUUUUGCUCUGCGAAUUGCAUCUUGUAUUGCUAGGGAUGAAGGAUGGUUAGCAGAACACAUGUUGAUUUUAGGUAUAACAAACCCACAGGGAGAAAAGCGUUAUAUUGCGGCAGCGUUUCCGAGUGCUUGUGGAAAAACUAAUCUUGCAAUGAUGACUCCGACACUUCCUGGUUGGAAAGUAGAAUGUGUUGGAGAUGAUAUUGCUUGGAUGAGAUUCGAUGAAAAUGGAUUGCUUAGAGCUAUUAAUCCUGAAAAUGGAUUCUUUGGGGUUGCAGUUGGAACUUCUAUGGCAACAAAUCCCCAAGCCAUGAAUUUGUGUAAAAAAGAUACUUUAUUUACAAAUGUUGCAACCACAAGUGAUGGAGAUGUGUAUUGGGAAGGGCUUGAAAAAGAAAAAGACCUGAAUGGUAUUGAAGUGAGAAGUUGGCUUGGUAAGCCUUGGACACCUAGUAGUAAUACGCUUGCAGCUCACCCAAAUUCUCGUUUUUGUUCGCCAGCAAAAAACUGUAAAAUUAUGGAUCCGCUUUGGGAAGAUCCAAAUGGGGUACCAAUAUCUGCUAUUUUAUUUGGAGGACGUCGUCCAGAAGGAGUUCCUUUAGUUUACGAAUCAUUUGAUUGGAAGCAUGGUGUAUUUGUUGCUAGCUCCAUGUGUUCUGAAACCACUGCUGCAGCUGAGCAUGCUAGUAAAGUUAUUAUGCGUGAUCCUUUUGCUAUGAGACCUUUUUUUGGUUAUAAUGCGGGUCAUUAUCUUCAACAUUGGUUAAAUAUGGAUGUCAAAGGACGUAAACUUCCAAAAAUAUUUCACGUCAAUUGGUUCAGAAAAGAUUUGAAUGGAAAGUUUUUAUGGCCAGGUUAUGGCGAAAAUUCGCGUGUUUUAAAAUGGGUGUUUGAUAGAAUCAAUAAUAAAGAUGUUGCUGAAGAAUCUCCGGUUGGUUUAAUACCAAAGGAAGGUAGUCUUGACGUAAGUGGACUCGCUCGUAUAAAUUUAAAAGAAUUAAUGUCUAUACCAAAAGAAUAUUGGGUCAAUCAAUUAAACGAUCUGGAGAGCUAUUAUAAAGAGCAAUUUGGCAAAGAUCUUCCUCGUGAUAUUUGGAACGAAUUACAUAACUUCAGAGAAAGAUUAAAAAACGCAAAGUAAUUGCUUUCUAAUUUUAUGAGAUUUUAAGUUAUUUUUUACGCUAGCUCUCUCUAUAUAUUAUUUUACGAUAGGUUUCUUUUAUAAUUUUAGACUGUUUAAUAUUUAAAUUACCAUCCCUAUAAAAAUAUUACGCGUGAAUUUAUUAAUUUUUUUUAGUCUUCAGUUUUUCAUUUGAUUCACGGUAAAAAUUAUUACAAUGCGUUUUUUUUUUUUUUUUUUUACCAAUAAAUUCACGUUCAAUGAUUUUUUUUAUUUUAAACAAUAUUAAUACAGUUGAUACCAUAAUUUUUCUAACAGUUUUAUAGAAAAUGCCAAAUACUAUGUAUUUUUGUAAAAUUAUAAUUUAGAAAAAUAGUAAAGCUAUUUUAAUUUACGAAAUCUGAA
Messenger RNA from Hydra vulgaris (swiftwater hydra), 2517 nucleotides. RefSeq names its product phosphoenolpyruvate carboxykinase [GTP], mitochondrial. The record is from RefSeq and is a predicted model, not a curated record. NCBI's taxonomy places the organism in Eukaryota, Metazoa, Cnidaria, Hydrozoa, Anthoathecata, Hydridae. Gene Ontology annotation, biological process: cellular response to glucose stimulus; gluconeogenesis; response to lipid. Gene Ontology annotation, cellular component: cytosol. Gene Ontology annotation, molecular function: phosphoenolpyruvate carboxykinase (GTP) activity; GTP binding; manganese ion binding.